Megalobrama amblycephala (Wuchang bream) is the source of this 2139-nucleotide messenger RNA. It is a transcript of the gene tmub2, whose product is annotated as transmembrane and ubiquitin-like domain containing 2. Gene Ontology annotation, molecular function: protein binding. The transcript has 3 exons. Lineage: Eukaryota; Metazoa; Chordata; Actinopteri; Cypriniformes; Xenocyprididae. The coding region runs from base 171 to 1061 and encodes 296 amino acids. The record is from RefSeq and is a predicted model, not a curated record.
ACCACGUGACCUCCCCUCUCUGACCGAGUGUCAGCUCUGCGCGUGCGCGUGAGACUGUACGUGUGUUUAUUUAUUUCUAUGCGAAGUGUUGUACCUUUCAACUGGCGUAGGGAUUAAAACAGCGUCGAUCCAGGAUGAUCUGAAGUAAGAGAAGGUAGAGAGGGGCUGGGAUGGCGGUGUGUGCUCUAACUGUGCUUGACGGGCUCGGGGAGGAGGCUACGGCUUUGGGUGGCGUGGUGGUCCUGUUCCUGGCUGUGGUUCUUGCCUGGCUGUCUACCCACGUGGCUGACCGUGGAGAUCACAUUCUGGGGACCAUUCUUACUGUAGGCGCCCACGCCUCCCUCAUUGGCCUCGGGGGUCACGACAGCUAUGCAAGCUCCCCGCCCAGCUCAGAGCCCAGCGAGCAGCCGGACGAGGAGCCCGCGGAGGAGGAGAAACAAGAAGAGAGCGAGGGCCGGCCAGAUGGGGGGGAGGACGUGCCUGGAGAAGAGCUGCUGGAUAUUCAGGGUGGGAGGAAGAAAGUGAGCUUUGUUCAGGGUGAGGAAAAUGAAGAAGGGAUGGAAGAGGAGUCAGAGGAUGAGGGCACCAGCAUCACGGUGAGACUGAAGUUUCUGAAUGACACAGAGGAGCUGGCAGUGCUCAGACCGCAGGACACUGUUGGAGUGCUAAAGAGUAAGUACUUCUCUGGCCGUGAACAUCAGAUUAAGCUCAUCUACCAGGGCCAGCUGUUGCAGGACCCCCAGCGCUCUCUCCUGUCCCUCAACAUCACCCAUAACAGCGUGCUGCACUGUCACAUCUCUCAAGCCCAGGCGCUGCGCGAGGCGGCCGCAGAGGAGAGCCCUCGAGCCGGGAGAGGCUCCAUGUUCAGCGGGGGGCUGCGGUCGGCCGGUCUGGCUCUCAGCACAGGAAGCCUGGUGAUCCCCGUGUUCGUGGUGCUGCUCGCCGUGGUCUGGUACUUCCGAAUCAACUACCGCCAGCUGUUCACUGCCCCGGCCACCAUCUCUUUGGUUGGGGUCACCGUCUUCUUCAGCUUCCUCAUCUUCGGCAUGCACAGUCGAUGAGAAGACGAAUUAAGAUGCCAAUAUUGGGGAGAACGAAACAAUUGGACGUGAAAAUAAGCAGUCAGUGGUAGCCGAGAAAGUUCUCAGGGAGCCCGUGAGGGUUCUGGUGCCAUUUAGACGACGGAAGUCGUGUGUGGAGUGAGAGUGUGCGUGCGUGCUAGUGCUUUCAGCUUUGUGAGCAGCACAAAGUAACACUGCUGUAUAAUUUAGCUUCUUUGGAAAAAUAGCUUUAUAAUUAUUUAAUCUCUGCCUAAAGUGUAGUUCUCUGUGUAAAGAGAAUUCAGGAUCCCAUGUCUGACUGGUCUUUUAUUUUAGAGGAAUUGCAGUUUGCGUCAGCUGAUGGGUUUUUAUCAUUUAAUGUGUCUCAUCUUCACAUUAAAUGCUGUAUUAGCACCACUAUCAUCUGUAGUAGAACAAAAAGUUGUAUGUUCAGUCUUACUGCACAAAAAAUAACCACAAACAGAUGUGAUGUACCAGUUGUGAGACAACAAUUUCAUUUUUAAUUUACUCAGAGUUUUGAUGUUUGUGAUUGAAGGAUGUUUUUUUCUUUUUCUUUUGCCAGUUACACUGAAAUCUGUAUUUAUUUCAAACUUGUUUCUACUUGACAGUCUGGUUCAGCAUGUCUGCUGCUAGUUACAGCUCCUAGUAAUCAAUUAAGAGUUUCAUACUUGAAGAUUUUACAUGCAACUAACACAGAAGCAUCUGGACCGCUAUAGUCUAAAGAGUCUAUAGAAAACUCACUGCAUUAAUAGGCAAUUCAUAUGUGACACUGAUAACAAAGCAAAUAAUUUCUUGUCCUGUGUAAAAUCUGUAUAUAAGCAAUAUAUUUACUGUAGAUAAAUCAAGAGAGUUGUGGAGGAACCUUAAAACUCUCUGAUAAUAUGUUGGUUCUCAUAUGAAUGGGUCACGCUCAGUAUUGUCAGAAAUGGGGGAAACCCCAAAAUGGUUUAGGGGGAAAACUGGUCUACCUAUUAUUCUCAUCCUUGCUUUAACAGACAACCAGCACCUCUUUAAUUAAAAUGCUUUUUGUUUUUGCUUUGAUGCAGUAAUUCAGAAUAAAAUAGCUCAUCUUUGAAAA